AGGUUCUCAUCAAAGACAAUAAUAGCUGUUAGGAACAAAUAUAAUGCUUUUUACUAAUUUAUUAAAAUAUUACAGUUUAAACAGUUUUCAUUUUUUUUUUCCAGCGGGGAACCAGGAGCCUUGUCCUGCUUUCCGGCAUGAACCAGGUCACACUCCAGUGGGACGUGAUAAUAGCCCUUUACAUUUUCUUCAGUUGGUGUCAUGCAGGAAUUACAAAUAUAAACUGUUCUGGACGCAUCUGGGUAGAACCAGCCAAAAUUUUUAAGAUGGGUAUGAAUGUCUCCAUAUACUGCCAAGCAGCAAUUAAGAAUUGCCAACCAAGGAAAAUUUACUUUUAUAAAAACGGCAUCAAAGAAAGAUUUCAAAUCACAAGAAUGAAUAAAACAACAGCUCGGCUGCAGUAUAACAGCUUUCUGGAACCACACGCCUCUGUGCACUGCACCGCGGAGUGUCCGGGGUAUUUUCAAGAGACAUUGAUAUGCGGGGAAGACAUUUCUUCCGGAUAUCCACCAGAUGUCCCUGACAAGGUAACCUGUGUGAUUUAUGAAUAUUCAGGCAACAUGACUUGUACCUGGAAUACCGGGAAGCCCACCUGCAUAGACACAAAGUAUGUGGUGCAUGUGAAGAGUUUAGAGACAGAAGAAGAGCAAGAAUAUUUCACCUCAGAUUAUAUUAACAUCUCCACUGAUUCAUUACAAGGAGGCAAGAAGUAUCUGGUUUGGGUCCAAGCUGCAAAUGUGCUGGGCACAGAGAAGUCGAAACCGUUACGAGUUCACCUGGAUGAUAUAGUGAUACCUUCUGCGUCCAUCAUUUCCGGGGCGGAGGAUAUAAAUACUACAGUGCCCAAGACUAUAAUUCAUUGGAAUAGUCAAUCAACAAUCGAAAAGGUUUCCUGUGAAAUGAGAUACAAGGCUACAACAAACCAAACUUGGAAUGUUAAAGAAUUUGACACCAAUUUCACAUACGUGCAACAGUCAGAAUUCUACUUGGACUCAAACACUGAGUACGUAUUUCAAGUGAGAUGUCAAGAAACGGGUAAAAUUUACUGGCAGCCCUGGAGUCCACCUUUUUUUCAUAAAACACCUGAUGCAGUUCCCCAGGUCACGCGGAAAUCAUUCCAACAUGAUUCUCAGAAUUCUGGGCUUCUAAUUACUUCCCUUUUUAAAGGGCACCUUACUUCUGACAACGGGCAACAAGACAUUCACCUGUUAUCGGGAACCGUCUCCUUUGCUGUCAUGUUGUCGAUUCUCUCUUUGAUUGGGAUCUUUAACCGAUCCCUCCGAACUGGAAUUAAACGAAGAAUCUUAUUGCUAAUACCAAAGUGGCUUCAUGAAGAUAUCCCUGAUUUGGAAAACAGUAAUGUUGUGAAAAUGCUACAGGAAAAAAAUGAAUUUAUGAAUAAUAGUUCCAGUGAACAGGUCCUAUAUGUUGAUCCGGUGAUUACAGAGAUAGAAAUCCUUCUCCCAGAAGAACACAAGCCCACGGCCUACAAGGACAAGAAUGCAGCAUCUCUGGAGCCCAGGGACCGCCUGCAGAAGUCACUACUCACCAGUACGACAGUCGUGUACAUUCCUGAUCUCAACACCGGCUACAAACCCCAGAUUUCCAAUUUUCUCACCGGGGGAAACCAUGUCGGCAAUGGUGAUGAGACAGCUUCCUCAACCCUCGGGCCGGUUGCUUCCUUGGACCUGGGAAAGAAUGCCAGGGUUAAACAAUAUCCUAAUUUUGCUCUUUCUGUCGCAACUAUGAAUUCACUGAGCAACACUCUAUUCCUCGAAGAAUUAAGCCUCAUUUUAAAUCAAGGAGAGUGCAGUCCCCCGGACACGCAAAACUCAGUAGAGAGGGAAAGCCCCGUGCUCCUGGAAAAUGCUUCGCCCGAUGAAACUGUUCCAGAACAGAACCUGCUGCCUGAUGACUUCGUCUCCUGUUUGGGGAUCAUGAACGAGGAGUUGCCAUCUAUUAAUCCUUAUUUUCCACAAAAUAUUUUGGAAAGCCACUUCAACAGGAUCUCACUCUUGGAAGAGUAGAGCUGUGGAGUCAAGAUGAAUAAGGGCACGCCGCCUUACAAUCCAGUUGGAGCUCAC
Equus quagga is the source of this 2084-nucleotide messenger RNA. It is a transcript of the gene IL23R, whose product is annotated as interleukin 23 receptor. The record is from RefSeq and is a predicted model, not a curated record. The transcript has 10 exons. Gene Ontology annotation, biological process: cytokine-mediated signaling pathway. Bases 138 to 2027 code for a protein of 629 amino acids. Lineage: Eukaryota; Metazoa; Chordata; Mammalia; Perissodactyla; Equidae. Gene Ontology annotation, molecular function: protein binding; cytokine receptor activity. Gene Ontology annotation, cellular component: external side of plasma membrane.